AUGGCUGGACGCGGCGCGGCAGCCGGUGCUGGCGAUGCACGGAGACAGGCUGUCGACGUGGCCGUCCAACAGGCCGCGGCCCUCACGGACACCGACGAGCAGGCCUCGGUUCCACGGACGUCGCACACAGGAGUACGUCCUCGAGCCUGCAGGACCGUCGGCGAGCGCGCCCGGCGGCCGGAAGCUGCGACGGAGGUAGACGGCGGCACUGCGGCGCCCACGGCGGAGAUGGGCGAUGACGCUAGUGCGGCCAUAGAGGAGGUCGACGGAGUCGCUAGGUCGUCCAUGGAGGAGGUGGACGACGAGGCGAACUCCUCCUACUACACGUGGAAGACCUACUUUUCCCUCGUGUUUCGGGAGUAUCAUCUUGUUGAUCACGUGGACGGCACCGUCGACUCCAGCCUUGUCCCCGAUUUCCAUGAAUGGUCCACCAUCGACACCACGAUCAUCCGAUGGUUCUUCCUCACCAUCUCGCCAGACCCCUUCCAGGCGCAAGAGUUCUUUGGGUGUCACCAGGACAACACCUCCGUCGACGACUAUUGUCGCCGCCUGAAGACUCUCACUGACGAGCUCCGCGAUAUUGGCGCGAAAAUUGAUGAUGACCUCCUCCUCACCACGCUGACCGCCGGGCUCAACGAGGAUUUCGGCAACGCCGCGGCGAACCUCAGUCUCAUCCCCAACCCGUCCUUCGCCAAGUUCAUUGUGUACCUCCGCUUGGAGGAGCAGCGGAUGAAGCAGGUGAAGGCGCGGGCCAUCCACACCGCCCUCGCCGCCGGCACCACCCAUGGCGGGUCCUCGGCGCCUCCCGCUGCCCCGGCCGCGCCCCUGCCGCAGCGCCACCUGGCGCCGCUGCCGUACCCGGCGCCCCAGCAAUCGGGGCUGCUCCCGCUGCCUUAUGGGUCGCCCGCCCCUCCCGCAGAACGGCGCCGCGGGGGCCGGCGUGGUGGGGGACACCGCGGCGGUCAGCAGCAGCAGCCGCAGGGCGCCGGCCAGCCCCGUCAGCAGCAGCAGCAGCAGUUCCAGGUGCCCCCUCCGUGGGCCUCCGGCUACAACCCGUGGACCAGUGUUGUUCAUACCCACACCAUGCCGGUUCCACGGGCUCCUGGACCGACCCUUCCCGUGCCGCGCCCGUCGGCGCAUCAGGCGUAUUACGCGGCUCCGCAGCCGUACGGAGGAUACCCACUGCUGCAGCUGAGCGGCGCCUACGGUCUUCCUGCGGCCCCGCCGCCGCCCUUGCCGGCCCUGCCGCCGGCGCCUUGGGAUCCGGUGCUCCUCGCUGCGCUGCACACCGCGCCUACGCCGAACAACUACACUGGAGGCGGUGAUUGGUACAUGGACACCGGGGCUACGGCUCACAUGUUUGCUUAUCCUGAUAAUCUUGCCUCCUUCACUCCCGUCACCACCGAUCGGCGCAUCAUUGUCGGCGACGGUUCCACACUCCCUAUCACACAUGUCGGGCACACUUCUUUUCCUUCUAAUUCCAUGCCUAUUACUUUGUCUAACAUACUACUGUCACCUCAUCUUAUUAAGAACCUUGUUUUCGUUCGUUGUUUAACUCGUGAAAAUCCUGUUACUGUUGAAUUUGAUGAGCCUGGUUUUUGUGUCAAGGACGCUCGAACCAGGAUGCACGCAGUUGGGCAUCCCAUCCUUGCUCUUCAGACUGACAAUGGAAAAGAGUUCGACAACCUUGCUUUCCGCACCUUUCUGUCGCACCACGGCACAGUUUUUCGUCUCACAUGCUCGUACCCCCGGCUGUUCCUCCCGCCACCAGUGACGUGGGCUCCUCGACUCCUCUCCCAGGGCGCUCACACGCCUCUCUUGGCCCGCCCCUUGGCUUUGAGGCGCGCCCCCCGCAUGCAGCGGCUCCUACCGCCGCGGCACUAG
Molecule: messenger RNA, 1884 nt
Organism: Aegilops tauschii subsp. strangulata
Lineage: Eukaryota; Viridiplantae; Streptophyta; Magnoliopsida; Poales; Poaceae
Source: RefSeq, a predicted model, not a curated record